Homo sapiens (human) is the source of this 7887-nucleotide messenger RNA. It is a transcript of the gene CNTLN, whose product is annotated as centlein. NCBI's taxonomy places the organism in Eukaryota, Metazoa, Chordata, Mammalia, Primates, Hominidae. Gene Ontology annotation, cellular component: centriole; sperm head-tail coupling apparatus. The record is from RefSeq and is a predicted model, not a curated record. The transcript has 14 exons. The coding region runs from base 4451 to 6616 and encodes 721 amino acids.
UUUUCAGAAAAUAAAUACUUAACAGAGGAAUUUUAAAAUUGUGUAAUUCUUGAUGUUUUAGUUUCAAUUUCUUUUAAGAAUCUUACCCUUUUUGUUUCUUUUCCAACACUUUAUUCAUUGAUAACUCACUAACAUUUUCAUCCUGAGAAAAUUAAAUAAAUAGAACAUCUAAAAGUCAGCUUUGUAAUUUAUUAAAAAAUCUAGGGGAGAACGUACAGCAAGAUGGCCAAAUAGAAGACUUUAUGCUGUGGGAACUCCAAAUUUAAGAACUACCUACACACACAAAAAAAACACCUACAUAAGAAUCAGAAAUCAGGUGAGCACUCACAGUACCUGGUUUUAACUUCAAAUGACUGAAAGAGGCACUGAAGAGGGUAGGAAAGACAGUCUUAAAUUACCAGUGCCACCCUUCCCCUAUCUCCUGGCAGUGGCCAUGUGACAUGGAGAGAGAAUUGUGCACUUAGGGGAGGGAGAAUGCAGUGACUGUUGGACUUUGCAUUGAACUCGGUCUUGCCCUGUCAUAGCAGAGAGCAAAACCGGGCCAAAUGCAUCUCAUGCCUGCCCACAGAAAGAGCAUUUAGACCAGACCUGUCCAGAGGACAAUCACCCAUCCCAGUGGUUGGAACCUGAGUUCUGGCAAGCCUCAUUACCACAGGACUUUGGGGCUCUAUAUAAACUUAAAAGACUGUCUAGGCCACAAUGACUUCAACUCCUAGGCAAGCCCUAGUGCAGAGUUGGGCUCAGACCAGUGGACUUGGGUGGCAUGUGACCUACUGAGACACCAGCCAGGGCAGCUCAUGGGGUAUUUGUGCCACUGCUCUCCCAACCCUUGGCAGCACAGCUCAUGGCUCUGAAAGGAACCCCUUCCAUCUGCUUGAGGAGGAGAGAAGAAAGAUCAAAUAGGUCUUUGUCUUGCAUCUUGGACAGCAGCUCAGCCACAAUAGGAUAGGGCGCUAGUUAGAUUUAUGAGACCCUUAUUCUAGGCCCUAGCUCCUGGAUGACAUUUCUAGACACAUCCUGGGCUAGAAGCGAACCUGGUGCCUUGAAGGCAAGGAUGCAGUCCCGGCAGGAUCUAUCACCUACUGACUGAAGAGCCCUUGGGCCCUGAAUAACCAGCAGCAAUACCCAGAUGGUACACUGUGGGUCUUGGCUGAGACUCUGAGAUGUGCUGGAUUCAGGUGAAACCCAGGGCAUCCCCAGCUGUGGUGGCUGUGGUGAGAAACCCCUGCAUGAGAAAAGCAGAGGGAAAAGUAAAGGGUAAUUUGUCUUGCACCUUAGGUACCAGCUCAUCCACAAUGAAGUAGAACACCAAGCAGCUUGUGGGGUCAUUGAUUCCAGGCUUUGGCUCUUAGUUGGCAUUUCUAGACCUGCCCUGGGCCAGAGGGAAACCCAUUGCACUGAAAGGUGAGUCCCAGGCCUGGCAGCAUUUGUGGCAAGCUGACUGAAGAGCCCUUGGGCUUUAAGGAACAUUGACAGUGGCCUGGUAGUACUCCCUGUAGGACUGUGGUGGUGGUGACCACAGGCAGAGACUCCUUUGCCUGUGGAAAGGGAAGGGAAGAGUGGGAAGGACUGUGUCUGGUGGUUUGAGUGCCAGCUCAGCUGCAGUGGACUAGAACACCAGGUGGAUUUCUAAGGUUUUUUACUCUACUCCCUGGCUCCUAGAUGGCAUCUCUGGACCCACCCAGGGCUGGAGGGAUCCUGCUACCCUGAAGGGAAUGACACAAGUCUGACUGGCUUCACAGUCUGCUCUUUGCAGAGCCCUAGGGCCUUGAGCAAACAUAGGUGGAAGCCAGAUAGUGGUUACAGUGGGCCUUGGGUGAGACUCAGGGAUAUACUGGUGUCAGUUCUGACCCCCAGCAUAGUCCCAGUGGUGGUGGCCACAGGGGUGCAUUUGUCACUCCAUCCCCAGCUCCAGAAGGCUCAGCAAAGAGAGAGAGACUCUGUUUGUUUGGGAGAAGGAAAGAAAACAAGAGUCUCUGCCUGGUAAUCCAGAGAAUUCUUCCGGAUCUUAUCCAAGACUGCCCAGGCAGUAGUUCUAGAAGUCGGCAAGAACCCCAGUCUUACUGGACUUGGGGUGCCCACUAAUGCAGAUAUGGACUAGAUCACAACACCCAAGUCCUUUCAAAUACCGGAAAGUCUUGGGCUGAAUCAAUCCUACUGCCUUAGCAUCUUUGUACCCAUCUUCUCAAGAAGAUUGGGUACAAACAAUCCCAGACUGCAAAGACAAAAAUAAAUAUCUAACUUUUGUAUUCCCAGACACCAGCAAACAUCCAUAAGGAUCAAGACUAUCCAAGUGAUAGGUUACGCUUUGUGUCCCCACCCCAGACUCAUCUUGAAUUAUAAUCCCCAUAAUCUCCACGUGUCAAAAGAGAGACCAGGUGGAGGUAAUUGAAUCAUGGGGGUGGUUUCUCCCAUGCUGCUCUCAUGAUAGUGAGUGAGUUCUCAUGAAAUCUGAUGGUUUUGUAAGGGGCUUUUUCCCCGUUCGCUUGGCACUUCUCCUUCCUGCUGCCUUGUGAAGAAGGUGCCUUGCUUCCCCUUCACCUUCCACCAUGAUUAUUAGUUUCCAGAGGCCUCCCCAGCCAUGCUGAGUUGUGAGUCAAUUAAAUCUCUUUCCUUUAUUACUCAGUCUUGAGCAGUUCCUUAUAGAAGUAUGAAAACAGGAUAAUAUACCAAGAAAACAUGACUUCAUCAAACAAACGAAAUGAGGCACCUGGGAUCAAUACUGCAGAAACAGAUAUGUAGCCUUUCAGACAGAGAAUUCCAAAUAACUGUUUUGAGGAAACUCAAAGAAAUUCAAGAUAACAUGGAGAAGGAUUUCAGAAUUCUAUCAGAGAAAUUUAACAAAGUGAUUGAAAAAAUAAAAAAGAAUCAAGCAGAAAUUCUGGAAUGAAAAAUGCACUGGAGUCCCCUCAUAGCAGAAUUGAUCAAGCAGAAGAAGGAAUUAGUGAGCUUGAAGACAGGCUAUUUGAAAAUACAUAGUCAGGGCGGGUGUGGUGGCUCAUGCCUGUAAUCCCAGCACUUUAGGAGGCUGAGGUGGGAGGAUCACCUAAUGUCAGGAAUUUGAGAUGAGCCUGGCCAAUAUGGUGGAACCCUGUCUCUACUAAAAAUACAAACAUUAGCCAGGCAUGGUGGCACAUGCCGGUGAUCCCAGCUACUUGGGAGGCUGAGUCAGGGGAAUCGCUUGACCCCGGGAGGCGGAGGUUGCUGUGAAUCGAGAUCACGCCACUGCACUCCAGCCUGGUGACAAAGCGAGACUCCAUCUCGAAAAAAAAAAAAAAGAAAAUACACAGAGGAGAUAAAAGAAUAAAAAACAAUGAAGCAUGCCUACAAGAUUAAUGAAAUAGCCUCAAAAGGGAAAAUGUAGGAGUUAUUGGCCUUAAACAGGAGUUAGUGAAAAAGACAGGAGUACAAAGUUUAUUCAAAGGGAAAAUAACAGAGAACUUUUCAAACCUAGCAAAAGAUAACAAUAUUCAACUAUGAGAAAGUUGUAGAACACCAAGCAGGUUUAACCCAAAAAAGACAACCUGAAGGCAUUUAACAAACUCCCAAGGGUCAAGGAUAAAGAAAGGACCCUAAAAGCAGCAAGAGAAAAGAAACAAAUAACAUACAAUGGAGCUUCAAUAUGCUGGCAGCAGACUUUUCAGUGGAAACUUUACAGGCUAGGAGAUAGUGGCAUGACAUACUUAAAGUGCUGAAGGAAAAAACAACAACAGACUUUUGCCCUGGAAUAAUAUAUCCUGCAAAAAUAUCCUUCAAACAUGAAGGAGAAAUGCUUUGACAGGCAAACAAAAGCUGGAGAUUUCAUCAACACCAUACCUAUCCUACAAGAAGUCAUAAAUGGAAUACUUAAAUCAGAAAAAGGAUAUUAAUGAGUAAUAAAUCAUCUGAAGGUACAAAAGUCACUGGCAAUAGUAAGUACACAGAAUGACAUACAAUAUUGUAAUACCGUAACAGUGGUAUACAAACUACUCUUAAGUAGAAAGACUUAAAGAUGAGCCAAUCAAAAAAUAACUAUAAAAAGUUUUCAAGACAUAGUAUAAUAAGAUAUAAACAACAAAAAGUUAAAAACAGGCUGGACAAAGUUAAAUAAUUUUUAUCAGUUUUGUUUUUGCUUGUUUAUGCAAGCAGUGUUGUUAAUCCAGUUAAAAUAAUGGGUUAUAAGAUAGUUAUAUCCCAUAUAUAUAAUGGGUUGCAACAUUCAUUGUAACCUCAAAUCAAAAACCAUACAGUGGCUACGCAAAAAAUAAAAAGAAAGGAAUAAAAUUUUCGUUUUAUUUUAGGAGAAAAGGUAAGAGAAAAUUACCUUCACUACAAGGAAAACAAGAAAGAAUGAAGGAAGGAAAAGAAGACCACAAAAUAACCAGGAAACCAACAACAAAAUGAACAGCUCUUUAGAUCUGGUGAAGAUGAUGAGGUCAAGAGGAGUACUCCAGAGAAGAAUGGAAAAGAAAUGUUGGAGCAGACAUUACAGAAGGUCACUGAGUUGGAAAAUCGGCUGAAAUCUUUUGAGAAAAGGUCGAGAAAAUUAAAAGAAGGGAAUAAAAAAUUAAUGAAAGAAAAUGAUUUUCUGAAAUCCCUCUUAAAACAGCAACAAGAAGAUACAGAGACCAGAGAAAAAGAGCUAGAACAGAUAAUAAAGGGGAGUAAAGAUGUAGAAAAAGAAAAUACUGAACUUCAAGUAAAAAUCAGUGAGCUGGAGACAGAAGUCACUUCCCUGAGGAGACAAGUGGCAGAAGCUAAUGCAUUGAGAAAUGAAAAUGAAGAGCUGAUCAACCCAAUGGAGAAAUCACACCAGUCAGCAGACAGAGCUAAAUCCGAGAUGGCCACCAUGAAAGUGAGAUCUGGACGAUAUGAUUGUAAGACAACUAUGACCAAGGUUAAAUUUAAAGCUGCGAAGAAAAAUUGCUCUGUGGGUCGUCACCACACUGUUCUCAAUCAUUCCAUCAAGGUUAUGAGCAAUGUGUUUGAGAACCUCAGCAAGGACGGCUGGGAGGAUGUGAGUGAAAGCAGCAGUGAUUCUGAAGCACAGACCUCUCAAACUUUGGGAACAAUUAUUGUAGAAACAUCCCAGAAAAUAAGUCCUACGGAAGAUGGAAAAGACCAGAAAGAAAGUGAUCCAACAGAAGACAGCCAAACACAAGGAAAAGAAAUAGUACAGACAUAUUUAAAUAUAGAUGGCAAGACCCCAAAGGACUAUUUUCAUGAUAAGAAUGCCAAAAAACCAACUUUUCAAAAGAAGAAUUGCAAGAUGCAAAAGAGUUCACAUACAGCAGUUCCUACUAGAGUCAACAGAGAAAAGUACAAAAAUAUAACUGCCCAGAAAUCAAGUAGCAAUAUUAUUUUAUUACGAGAACGGAUUAUAUCCUUGCAACAACAAAACAGUGUACUUCAGAAUGCCAAGAAAACAGCAGAAUUGUCUGUUAAAGAAUAUAAAGAAGUUAAUGAAAAGCUCCUCCAUCAACAGCAAGUAUCCGAUCAACGAUUUCAGACAAGCAGGCAGACAAUAAAGAAGCUAAAUUUGGAUUUGGCUGGGCUUCGGAAAGAAAAAGAAGAUUUACUAAAGAAAUUGGAGUCCUCAUCUGAAAUCACAAGUUUGGCAGAAGAAAAUUCCCAGGUAACAUUUCCACGGAUACAAGUUACAUCACUUAGUCCUUCAAGGAGCAUGGAUUUGGAAAUGAAGCAAUUGCAGUAUAAACUAAAGAAUGCUACUAAUGAACUCACUAAACAGUCAUCAAAUGUGAAGACUUUGAAAUUUGAACUCCUAGCAAAAGAAGAACACAUAAAGGAAAUGCAUGAAAAGAUAUCUCGAAUGGAGAGGGAUAUAACUAUGAAAAGACAUUUGAUAGAGGACUUGAAAUUUCGACAGAAAGUAAAUUUGGAAAGUAACAAGAGUUUUAGUGAAAUGUUACAAAAUCUUGAUAAAAAGGUAAAGACAUUAACUGAAGAAUGUUCCAACAAGAAGGUAUCAAUUGAUUCACUAAAGCAAAGACUUAACGUUGCUGUAAAAGAAAAGUCACAGUAUGAACAGAUGUAUCAGAAAUCUAAAGAGGAGUUAGAAAAAAAGGAUCUCAAGCUUACUCUCCUAGUAUCAAGAAUAAGUGAGACUGAAUCUGCAAUGGCAGAAAUUGAAACAGCAGCAUCUAAGCAGCUUCAAGAAUUAGCAUUGCAAAGUGAACAGGUCCUAGAAGGUGCACAGAAGACAUUGCUGUUAGCCAAUGAAAAAGUAGAAGAGUUCACCACAUUUGUGAAGGCUUUGGCCAAAGAGUUGCAAAAUGAUGUCCAUGUGGUAAGGCGACAAAUAAGAGAGCUUAAAAAAAUGAAGAAAAACAGGGACGCCUGUAAAACCUCAACCCAUAAAGCCCAGACCUUGGCAGCUUCUAUCCUGAACAUUUCACGGUCAGAUUUAGAGGAAAUAUUAGACACAGAAGAUCAAGUGGAAAUUGAAAAAACAAAAAUUGAUGCUGAAAAUGACAAGGAAUGGAUGUUGUACAUUCAGAAACUUCUUGAAGGACAGCUUCCUUUUGCCUCAUAUUUACUAGAAGCAGUACUGGAAAAAAUAAAUGAAAAAAAGAAACUAGUUGAAGGAUAUUUCACAAUUAUGAAAGAUAUUAGAUGAUAUUAAAAUGGAGAGCUUUAUUGCAAAUGUGAAAACUUUUUAUGUGGUGUGAUUGGAAUACAUGCAUUGCAAUCCUGACACGGUAUCUGCUCCAACUAUCAAUAGUCAGGUUCAAUACCAAAAUAAGAAGUCUCUGAAAAUAAUUAAUUGCUGAACAAGUGAAACUAAUUAAGUACAUAGCCAUUUAAAAGGAAAUAGUGUAGCAUCUGAUGGUCGAAUACAAAUAUUGCCACAAAUCAGUGCAAACUUAAAAAUGAUUUUCCUUCUAGUGCAUUAAAAGAAACUGAGCAGGCUUGGUACACACAAAUUGGCCUGAGCAUAAGAAGAAAAAGUAUCAACUAAGGAUUUAAUGUUUUACGUUUCAUGAAGAAACUAGACUUUUUACAUAAAACUGCUAUAGAUGGCCAUAAGUGGUCCAGGGAGCAACAGAUUUGUAGUAUGAGCAAAUAUAAAAUGAAGCAUCAUAACUUGAGCAUUUAUUGAAAUAAAUUGUGUGGUCCAAUUGAAUCUGUUCUCAUUGAUGUGCUGGUUUAUGUAGGAGAUACUGUGUAUUUCUACAACUCUUUGGCAAAAACAAAAACAUUUUCUUCUUCUCUCUCUUAACUUCACAAUACUAUACGUUGUGUAGUCAUAUAAAUUUGCAGGGAACCACAAACCCAAUGUAUAAAAUUAGGCUCUAUUUAACAGAACUACUACUGUGGUCAGCUAAUUUAAGUUACAUUCUUAACCAUGAUGUCAUCCUUAUUUAGAUUCCUGGACAUUCCCACCUCAUUUCACCUCUUCACCGUGUUCCUGCCAUACCCUUUUUGGUUCCUCUAAUUCACCAUACUGGUGCCUGCCUCCCACAUUUGCCCUUGGUCUUCUCUCUUUCUAGAAUACUCUGCACUCAACUUUCCUCAUGGCUGGCUCCUUGUCAUCAUUCAGCUCCACCUUCCCCGGUCCCUCAGAGACACAUUCUCUGACCAGCUUACUAUUUUAUUUCCUCAUAGCACAAAAUUAUCUAUCUGUUCAUGUAUUUGUUUUCUUGUUUAUUUUCUUCUUUUCCCUCUUUAGUAUGUAGGUCCCAUGAGAUUAAGGCAAGGGUUGGCAGAUUAUAGCCUGCAGGGCGAAUCUGGCCUGCCACCUGUUUUGUAUGGCCCACAAGCUAAGAAUGGUUUUUGCCUUAUUAAAUGGUUUUUAAAAAAUCAAAAGGAGAAUAAUAUUUUGUAGCAUGUGAAAAUUAUAUAAAAUUCAAAUUUUGGUGUCUGUUAAUAAAGUUUUAUUGGAACACA